AUGUCUGAUAGGAAGAGGAAAGCCUCCAGCUUGGAGGAGCCAGUGUGCGUGCUGUGUGGCCGGUCGGAUGUUGACCCGGACAUCGUAGGGUAUCUUUGUCAGAAGAACGGGAUUCGUGUCCAUUCAUUUUGCCUGCUUUUUGCCACCGGCCUUUAUCAAGAAGACAACUUUCUGUUGGGAAUUUUGGGGUUUUCCCUUGCUGCCAUCACACGCAAGGUCAAGCAGGCAACCCAGAAGCAAUGCUUUGUUUGUGGUGAGAGGGGGGCUGCCAUCACGUGUGCAGAGAGUGACUGUGAACGAAGCUUCCAUCUGCCCUGUGCUGUGGAAGGGGAAUGUGUCACCCAGUUCUUUGGGAUGCACAGUUCCUACUGCUGCAAGCACCGGCCUCGACAGGCAGUUCAGGAAGAUCCAGAACAUGACAUCAACUGCCUCAUCUGCCUUGAGCCUGUGGGGGACAGCACAGCCUACCACAGACUGGUGUGCCCAGCAUGUAAACAUGCCUGGUUCCACCGGGACUGCAUCCAGCUACAGGCCUUCACUGUUGGUGCUGUGGGCUUCCAGUGCCCCGUCUGUCGAGACGAAGAUCUAUUCCAUUUGGAAAUGUCCACCAUGGGGAUCCAAAUCCCUGCCAGAGGACAAAAUACGAUGGAAUAUGACCCACCAGUUCUCCAGAGGCACAGCCACUGUGAUGCCAGCGAAUGCCUGUACCAUGGAGGCAGAGAGCAGGCCGAGAGCAGUGGGCCCUGGCAGCUGCUCCUGUGCAGCUCCUGCGCUGCUGAGGGCACCCACCGACAGUGCUCCCACUUGAAUGACACCACAGCCACGUGGGAGUGCAACAGCUGUGCUGCCCUGCGUACCGCCUCCAGUGCCAACACCGAGCUUGCUGGGCCCUGCACUGCCAGCGAGAGGGCUCCGGGACCAUCCAGCAGCUCCAUGGAGCCUGAGACCUUGGGCUCCAUGCCCGCCAGCCAGGCAGCAUUGGGGACGACAUCACAGAGUUCCCAGCUGCCUGAGCACAGCGACCUGCCCAGGGCGGAGGGCAUCAGGGUCCUCCAGGGCGUCCCCGGCAGCUGCUCGCAGAAGACGUCCCAGGCAGCGGGGAAGAAGCCGCACACGAAGCCGCUCCCCGCUGCGAGGUCGGGCCCCGAGUUCCCGGAGCCGGCCAAGAAGACGCCGUGGCAGCCGGCAAACGCCAGCCCCAGGGCAGCGGAGCGGCACCCGGUCAAGGUCUGCCACUUCCAGAUCCCCGAGGGCUUCCAGAGUGCCCGGAUGCAGGGGACCGUCCAGGCAGCGACGGCGCACCCGCACCCGCAGCCCUCCUCCGCAGAGACGUCGGGCUCGAAAUUCCCGCAGCUCACACCAAGGAGGCAGCAGGAGGCGGGCUCAGUGGCGGAGGACAUCGCGGGAAUGAAGCUGCUCCCAGGAACAACUUCAGAGACAAAGUCCCCACACACAGCCCCAAGUCUGCGUAGGAGCAGCCGAGCGCCCGUCAUAGAGUGGGUUGAAAAGACCACAACCAUCAUCUAG
This is a messenger RNA of Lagopus leucura (white-tailed ptarmigan), 1527 nucleotides long. Its product is annotated as PHD finger protein 7-like. The coding region runs from base 1 to 1527 and encodes 508 amino acids. NCBI's taxonomy places the organism in Eukaryota, Metazoa, Chordata, Aves, Galliformes, Phasianidae. Gene Ontology annotation, cellular component: nucleus. The record is from RefSeq and is a predicted model, not a curated record. The transcript has 10 exons.